AAGAGCAAGGGGAAACAUGUGAGCGCUCUGAGGAUCUAGUGAGAGACAAUUUUGUGCUUACUUUUUUGACCCAAUGCACUGUGCUGAAACGGAUUUUAAAUCAGAAGGAAGGACACAAAUUAAGCUUACUGCAAUUCUCAGAGUUUGCUUAUUCUUUGCUUUGUUUUCUUUACGAGAGAAAAAUGUGUAUUUCUGGGGUAUGCCAUCAUAACCAGCACUACCAUUAAUUUAUUUUAAAUAACAUUUUUUUCUUUAGCAAAUAUUUAAUUCUGAUUACUUUAUGCGUAUACCUUUAUUAAACUAAAUUAUUAUAAUCGUUUACCUGUGAUACAGCAUAUAGGUCUAUAUAAAUAUAGAUAAUAGAGUAUUUUGUAGGUUUGCACCGUUGCUUUCAACAGUGAUUUCUCUCACAUCUUUUGGUUCCUACGUUUUUUUAAUAUGAGGCAUUUGAAAUUUGUACUCGUGUUGGCUAUUGCAGUCAACGUUUGGGAAUGUGGGGAUUCGAAAUUUGGCGAGAAGGGGGAAAUAAGCCCGAGGAGAAGGAGAUGUUACGACGGGAGCAUGCCUAAGCGACUGAAGAAGAGGGAAAGAAAACUGUCAGUGGACAGCGGUGCAAGCAACGGGGAAGUUUGUCACAGGUUGUACCCUCGUGUGUCAUGCUGCCCAACCAGGCGUGCUGCUUAUCAGAUAGUCCACCGGCGUGAUGCCAGGAUCUUCUCCACCAAUAACACGGAGUGCAGCCGUCUCCUUGAGGAGAUCAAGUGUGCACACUGUUCGCCCAAUGCCCAAGUGCUGUUCCACUCCCCCGAGUCGGACAAGGUCCCCCUCAGAGAACCCCACCUGCCACGCCUCUGCCAGGACUACUGCCGAGAGUUCUACUAUACCUGCCGCGGACACAUACCAGAGCUGUUCCAAGCCGAUGUGGAUGAGUUCUGUCAAUACUACGGACGGCGGGACGGAGGCCUGUGCUUCCCAGAUUUCCACCGAAAGCAAACACGGGGACAGGACUCCAACUACUUGGGAGAUGAGAAAGUCGAAGACAUCAACAGGAAGCACAAGCACAACUGCUACUGUGCCCAGGUGGUGCUGAGUGGGCUGAGGCAGCCAGUAGCCGUGGUGCACUGUGGGGACGGAUCCCAGCGCCUCUUUGUCCUAGAGAAGGAGGGCUUCGUCCGGGUGCUGACCCAUAACAUGGAGCUGCUGAAAGAGCCUUUCCUGGACAUCCACAAGCUGGUGCAGACUGGACUCAAGGCAGGAGAUGAAAGGGGUCUGCUAGGUCUCACAUUCCACCCCAAUUACAAGAAGAAUGGCAAGCUGUACGUCUCCUACACCACCAACCAGGAGCGCUGGGCCAUCGGACCGCACGACCACAUUCUGCGCGUGGUCGAGUACACCGUCUCCAGGAAAAACCCAAACGUGGUGGACAGUAGGACCAUGCGGAUGCUGAUAGAAGUGGCAGAGCUGCACAGGAAGCACCUGGGAGGACAGCUGCUGUUUGGCCCUGACGGCCUGCUGCACAUCGUCCUGGGAGAUGGCAUGAUCACCCUGGACGACAUGGAGGAGAUGGACGGCCUUAGUGAUUUCACAGGGUCUGUGUUGAGGGUGGAUGUGGACACAGACUGCUGCACGUCUCCCUACUCCAUACCCAGGAACAACCCCUACUUCAACAGCACCAACCAGCCACCAGAAAUAUUUGCCCACGGACUGCAUGACCCAGGCAGGUGUGCCGUGGACCGGCAUCAUACGGAUAACAACGGGAGUCUCUUGAUCCUGUGCACGGACGCCAGUGGUAGGAACGCGUCUGCAGGGAGAAUACUGGCGAUCACUAAGGGGAAAGACUACGAGAAUGAGGCAUCCAUCUUUGACCUGGCGACCAGUGGAGGAGCAGCACCUGUGGGAGGGUUCAUCUACAGAGGCUGUCAGUCCAGAAGGCUCUACGGGAGCUAUGUGUUCGGAGACAAGAACGGGAACCUGCGGAUCCUCCAGAAGGGCUCAGCGGCAGCGAGGGACCAGUGGCAGGAGAAAGCUCUGUGUCUGGGGACCAGCAGCUCCUGUGGCUCCGCUCUGGUGGGACAUAUCCUGGGCUUCGGAGAGGACCAACUAGGUGAAGUGUACAUCCUGGCCACCAGUAAAAGCAUGGCUCAGUCACACAGUGGGAAGCUCUACAAGCUAGUGGACCCUAAAAGGCCCGCGGUCCCUAAGGAGUGUCAGAGACAGGUGGAGGCCCCGGAGCUGCUGGGAACGGCCUGCUCACGGCAGUGUAAGAACGGACACUGCACCCCCACCGGGAAGUGUUGCUGCAGCACCGGCUGGGAGGGACCCUUCUGCAGAGUGGCUAAAUGCGAGCCGGCCUGCCGUAAUGGAGGCGUGUGUGUUGAGCCCCACAUCUGCCUUUGUAAGAGCGGCUACUCGGGCGCCCAUUGUGAGAAGGGCGAGCGGGGCAUGCCUAGCGACCAGGAGAAGGACGGCAUCCUGGACCACAUCAUAGACAUGACCUCGUACCUGCUGAACCUCACUAGCUACAUGGUAUAGGGGCAUGGGGAGGGGGUCCACUCCCACCGCAACCC
Messenger RNA from Oncorhynchus kisutch (coho salmon), 2567 nucleotides. Its product is annotated as hedgehog-interacting protein. Lineage: Eukaryota; Metazoa; Chordata; Actinopteri; Salmoniformes; Salmonidae. The record is from RefSeq and is a predicted model, not a curated record. The transcript is spliced from 13 exons. Bases 439 to 2532 code for a protein of 697 amino acids.